This is a messenger RNA of Chaetomium strumarium, 942 nucleotides long. Its product is annotated as cytochrome c oxidase subunit IV family. Gene Ontology annotation, biological process: mitochondrial electron transport, cytochrome c to oxygen. The transcript is spliced from 4 exons. Lineage: Eukaryota; Fungi; Ascomycota; Sordariomycetes; Sordariales; Chaetomiaceae. The coding region runs from base 244 to 753 and encodes 169 amino acids. The record is from RefSeq and is a predicted model, not a curated record.
GUAAAAGUGUCCGGUAAUCUUCCCAUAACUACUAGACCAAGACUCUCGAAUCAGACCAUUUCGAAUUCCGAGCUGAGGCCAUCUGCCCGAAAAAAAGCUCGCCAGUGCAUGACCUCACCACUCCUACGAAACAACGUCGACCGAACGAGCACCAGGCCGCGCCGGUAACUCAAUUGGACCCCUCUCCACUCCCCAAAGUCGCCUCGACUCCGAUACCAGUCGACAACCUUUGAGCCCGUGAAAAUGCUGCCCGUUGCCCGCAACGCCCUUGUGCGCGCAUCCCGCCAGUCGGCGACCGCCGCUCUCGGUUACCGCGCCGCCUCUACGCACGCCAUCUCGAACCCGACGCUGGCCAACAUCGAGAAGAGAUGGGAGGUGAUGCCGAUGCAGGAGCAGGCCGAGCUCUGGAUGGCCCUGCGCGACCGGAUGAAGGGGAGCUGGACUGAGCUCACACUCCAGGAAAAGAAGGCCGCCUACUGGAUUGCCUUUGGUCCCCACGGUCCCCGUGCCCUUCCUCCUCCGGGCGAGAACAAGAAGGUCGCUCUCUACACCUUUAUCGGCCUUGGAGUCAGCUUCGUCGUCUUCGCUACCAUGCGGUCGUUCGCCCAGCCGGCACCGAGAUCCAUGACUAAGGAAUGGCAGGAGGCGACAAACGAGUACAUGAAGGAACAAAAAGCGGAUCCGUUGACCGGUAUCGCUUCAGAAGGCUAUUCUGGCAAGGGCUUCGUGCAGUCCCGCUCUGGCAACCCAUAAAUCCGAUACGAUUCCUUUGUCAUUAGAUGCAACUUCAGACACCAGGGACCGCUCGUAUAGUGCGAGUCAGGAGAGGAGUCUCGGAGGCGACAGUGGAAUAGGGCUUUCAGGGGCUGAUGUUGGAUGGUGUAAAUACUGUACAACGCUGACAAUGCGACUCGUUUCCUUGCCGUUAAAAAACACGAUACC